AUGUUCCGGAAGAAUAAUGGCUUCCACGCUCCUUCAUGCAACGAGCCGAACGACAGGUCAUGUUGGGUGAAUGGCUUCGACGUCAACACCGACUGGGACGAUAGGCAUCCCAUCACGGGAGCAACAAGGCGGUACGAGUUCUUUCUCACGGAAAUCGACAAGUUUGUUGGUCCCGAUGGGCAGGUGAAGGAGAACGCCAUGCUGAUUAACGAUUGGGGCGAUAGGAUAGAAGUCAACGUGGUGAACAACCUCCGGGAUAACGGGACGUCGAUCCACUGGCAUGGGAUAAGAAUGCAGCACAACAACAUCAACGACGGCGUCCCCGGCGUGACGGAAUGCCCUAUUCCGCCCGGGAGUAGCAAGACAUACUCAUUCGUUGCAUCACAAUACGGCACCUCGUGGUAUCACUCCCAUUACUCGAGUCAGUAUGGUAACGGCAUUGUGGGCACCAUCCAGAUCAACGGGCCGUCAUCACAGCCAUACGACAUCGACCUCGGAGUCUACCCCAUCACGGACUGGUAUUACACGAGUGUAGAUAAGCUGCUUGCCCGUGUCUACGAUGCUGAGAACCCCAUUGUGCCGGGUAAGCCGGGAUCGCCCCCGCCGAGCGAUAACGUCCUCUUCAACGGGACCAAUAUCAACCCCACAGGGAGCGGCGGGGAGUAUAGCAAGAUAACCCUGACUAGGGGCAAGCGCCACCGGCUCAGGCUCAUCAACGCAUCGGUAGACAACACCUACACCGUUUCCAUCGUCGGGCACAAGAUGACGGUCAUCCAAACCGACUUUGUCCCUAUCCACCCCUUUACGACAGAGCAGAUCUACAUGACGGUCGGCCAGAGGCACGAUAUCAUCAUCAAUGCCAACAACGAUAUCGACAACUACUGGCUGAACGUGACCUUCUCCAGCACCCAGGCAUGCGGGACCUCGAACAACGCGCACCCGGCAGCCAUUGUGCACUACAAGGGUGCAUCAGACGAUCUGCCGGGCGAUCCGGGCAAGCCGCCGGUCGACUCGCACUGCUCCGACAGCAACGAGUUCGUCCCCAUUAUCAGGCGGCGCGCACCGCGGAAGCUCUUCUCCGCAGUGCCCAGCAAUACGCUGCCGGCGAGCAUGGUUGUCAACACGACGUCGAACCAGGUUCUGUGGGCCCUGAAUGGGUCGUCCAUCAACCUGUCGUGGGAGAAGCCGACGCUGGAGUAUGUCCGCCAGGAUAACAACUCAUACCUGACACAUCAGAACGUGAUCUCUCUGGCCAAGUCGGAGGAGUGGAGCUACUGGGUCAUUCAGAACCUAUCCCCCAUUCCACAUCCCAUGCAUCUUCACGGCCACGACUUCGUGCUGCUGGGCCGGUCUCCCUCGCUGGCCAACCCCCUGGACGACGGCAACGAGCCGAGAUACUUCGAUGCAUCGUCAGACGCGGAGGGCCUGUCGUGGAGGAACCCGACGCGGCGCGACACGACGGUUCUCCCCGGCUGGGGCUGGCUGGUCGUGGCGUUUGAGCCGUCGAACCCGGGCUCGUGGGUCUUCCACUGCCACAUCGCGUGGCACGUCUCGCAGGGGUUCAGCGUCCAGUUCCUCGAGCACCCCAGCAAAAUAUCCGACGAGAUGGAUUUGGGCGAGCUCACCGACAACUGCGAGGCGUGGAGGGAAUAUGCGCCGACGAACCGGUUCCUGAAGGGAGAUUCGGGAAUCUGA
Molecule: messenger RNA, 1695 nt
Organism: Phialemonium atrogriseum
Lineage: Eukaryota; Fungi; Ascomycota; Sordariomycetes; Cephalothecales; Cephalothecaceae
Product: laccase-2
Exons: 7
Coding region: 1-1695 (564 amino acids)
Molecular function (GO): oxidoreductase activity; copper ion binding
Source: RefSeq, a predicted model, not a curated record